ACUUCCUGACGUUUGGUCUACCGACAACAUUGGCGUCCAUUUGCGUGCCACGACCACCACACGCAUCAUGGCGGACACAGCAGAGGCCGCUCCCGGUCUGACAUUCCCAAGAGACACAUUCGCCAGCUUGGCGCCGAAGCCUUUCCUGCUCUCACAUCUCAAGCUACCCACACCGACACGACCGAGUGGAAGGUCGCCCGAGCAAUUUCGCAAGCCUACAAUCAAUACCGGAUCGCUGUCGCACAGCAACGGCAGUGCAGUCAUUCGUGUUGGAGAUACCGCAGUGGUAUGCGGUGUACGGGCCGAGGUCCUUCUUGCUUCCGACAUUCCCAAUCCGCCCGGCGAUGAUGUUGACGAGAAUGAGAUUAUUGAGCAUCUAGGCCUGAUUGUCCCGAAUCUGGAACUCAGCACUGGUUGUUCUCCAGCACAUUUGCCAGGAAAUGCACCAGGCUCCGUUGCGCAAUCGCUGUCUUAUCGCAUUUCGUCCCUCUUGAACGACUCCGGCGCCAUAAAUCUGAACGACCUUCGCAUUGACUACGUGCAGCCAGCCAGCGACGACGACACGAUAGAUGAGGCCGGCAAAACGGUGACCAAGGCAUUCUGGACGCUGUACGUGGACAUAUUGUGCCUGGCCUUGGACGGUAAUGCACUUGACGCUGCUUGGUUGGCUGUCUCUGCUGCGUUGAAAGACACUCAGCUGCCGACUGCACGCUGGGAUCCAGACAGGGAGUGCGUGAUCUGCUCGCCAUUAUCUUCCGAUGCACGCUCUCUUCGACUUCAUGCUCUGCCCUCAAUCAGUACUUUUGGGGUUUUCACUACAGCUUCACCACUCAAGGCUUCGAGCAAUGCACAGACGUGGCUACUUGCCGACCCUGACGCAUUCGAGGAGCAAAAUUGCAAUCAGUUCAUGACUGUUGUGACUCAGGGAUCCGACGGAGAUGGCCAGCUCAUCGCGAAGCUGGAGAGUAGUGGCGGGAGACAGGUUGAUCGGCAGACUGUGCAGACGGCAUUGCAACUCGCGGGGGCGCAAUCUCAGGCAAUCAGGACCAUCAUCCUUGGAGGCUGAGAGAAGUUUGUGGGCAUCUUGUUCUGGGUAGCGCGGUUUUGCUGGACCAAAAGCAUCAACGCUGCUACUGCCAUCGGAGUUUCUAGAGACAUACCCCACAUAUCUCGAGCCCUGCGCGCUCGUCGCCCAUUCACAUGACGAUGGCGGGCGAAGAGAUGUUUGUUGAGGAUUGCUUGCAGCGGCACGAGAAUGGAACGCACGCAGAGUGCAAGCGACACGGCAACCUGAAGCAUACCUAUGCCAGACUUUGGCUCAAUAUGCAGAUUGCUCGAAGCGAUUGCCAGCGCACCGUAUAGAGCGGGCACAAGUGCCGGGCGUGGAGAAAUUUGGCGGCAUGAACGAGUCCGAGAUUGCAGCGCGCACACCUUCAACAGAAGCAUAAAAGUCCUCUUCCGCCUGUCUCCGGGUGCAUUGGAUCAAGCGGUUACGGGACUGGACGAUCCGCUGUUGCCAAUAAAUGCCCAUCGCCGCUUGCCCUCUGCCUCAAGUUGCGGCCGACGAAGUAGCACUCAUAGUACCGUGAAUGGAGACCAACAGCAGCGCUGCCGAAUUACUUUGGAGUCCUCUCGGGUCGAGACAUUCGGUCUAACUAUGCGCCGAACCAUUGAACGAAUUUCG
Messenger RNA from Cercospora beticola, 1684 nucleotides. RefSeq lists its product as uncharacterized. NCBI's taxonomy places the organism in Eukaryota, Fungi, Ascomycota, Dothideomycetes, Mycosphaerellales, Mycosphaerellaceae. Gene Ontology annotation, biological process: U5 snRNA 3'-end processing; nuclear polyadenylation-dependent rRNA catabolic process; U4 snRNA 3'-end processing. Gene Ontology annotation, molecular function: mRNA 3'-UTR AU-rich region binding. Gene Ontology annotation, cellular component: cytoplasmic exosome (RNase complex); nuclear exosome (RNase complex). The record is from RefSeq and is a predicted model, not a curated record.